AUGUCAAAGGAUUUUUAUAGGGAAGUUGAUCCAGCUUCUGACAAGUUGAUUGUUGAUAGAGAGAAUGAUUCUUUACAACAACAACCUGAAAAGUUAACGACGUUUAUUCGUGAUCAAAGAUUAAAAAUAGCUGAUGGUGUAGAGGACACUAAACAAAAUGUUGAUAAAAUUAAGAACAAAUAUAACGAAGCUGAAAAUAAGGUAAAUUCUAAAAUAUCAAAUGUUUAUGCUGAUGAUCGUAAUAAAUUGGGAUUGGGAGUUGCCUCAAUGGUUGUUGCAACGAUGACUGGUUCCAUAAUGUCCAGAAGAGCUGGAAGGAGUAUGAAAUUGAUUACACCUCUUUUAUUAGGUAUUUUCACAGGCAUGUAUGUAUUCCCUCGUACUGCACAUAACGUAUGUGAUAGAGUCUAUGACUAUGAAUUGAAACAUUUCCCGGUAUUGGCAAAUAAACAAAGGGAGAUUAAAGGUGAGUUGAAUGAAGGCUUGCAAGAUUGUCGUGAUUUCUCAAGAAAAUUUAGAAAAAUGAUCAAUGAAUGGUUUUAA
Maudiozyma barnettii is the source of this 543-nucleotide messenger RNA. It is a transcript of the gene MIC26, whose product is annotated as Mic26p. NCBI's taxonomy places the organism in Eukaryota, Fungi, Ascomycota, Saccharomycetes, Saccharomycetales, Saccharomycetaceae. Gene Ontology annotation, biological process: cristae formation. The coding region runs from base 1 to 543 and encodes 180 amino acids. The transcript has a single exon. The record is from RefSeq and is a predicted model, not a curated record. Gene Ontology annotation, cellular component: MICOS complex; mitochondrial crista junction.